GGGGGGGGUCCAGUAUAACAUUCAAGCAUUCAAUAGAUAUAGCCUAUUACCAUAAUGUUUUUAUUAUUGUUGUUAUGGGUUGUUGUUGCAUUAAUGUUGCUAGACUAGAGCAUUUCUGCGUGUGUAGCUACAUCCUAGCUAACCAGUUCUUAUUUAUGCUAACAGUCACAGAAAAUGCUGGCCGUGCUCCAACAUGUGCGUGUAGACUCAGACUGCCAGACGCUGUUCAGCUCAGAAUCAGCUGGCUUUUAAAUGUGUAGUUCCAGGACAGCUUGCAGCGCAUCAAACUGGGCCACCGAAAUACACCUGGCAGCCAUCGGAAGAAUCCAACAGCUCCUUUAUCAGCAGAAAGAGCCACCAUGGAAACCGGGAGCCCCAGGAAGAUACAGUUCACCGUCCCCCUACUGGACACCCACCUGGACCCAGAGGCAGCUGAACAGAUCAGAAGACGCAGACCAACACCUGCCACUUUAGUGGCAUCCAGUGAUCAAUCUUCACCCGAAAUAGAUGAAGAUCGUCUCCCAAACCAGCUGUACAAGGCAGCCUUGUUGAACUCCCCUCGACAACGGCGAAAAGGGCAGAAAGGAACACCUACAAUGAAAGAGCUGCAGUUCCUGGUAGAGCACCACCUGUACAGGCAGCAGCAGGGAGGUGGGGACGAGUGCUCCUCGGAGAGCUGCCUGUCGGACCGCCCCAGCCCCGACUCUGUUCCCACCGGGGAGGAGCUCCCACACGAUGAUGAGGCCACUGCGGAGGCCUUUGAGAAACUGCGCUGCCAAAUGGAGGAGUUCUCCAGGGAAAGUCUAUUAGAAGCUGCCGGUGGACUCGAGUGCCCCCUCUCCAAGGAGAAAGAGGACUGUCCCAGCCUUGCCAACGUAGCAGAUCCCGCAUCAUCGCAACAAAACAGUGCACAAGCAGACACAAAAGCAUCAGCAUCCAGCGUGAGUCAGCCCGCGGAGGAGAAGACAAAGAAAAGCAGCCUGGAGAAAGAGAAGUAGAUCGGUCGCCUGUGCAACGCAACGCUGCUCGGCCUGCUCAGCCGGCCCAACACAAUGACAGAAGAUUGUGUCUGCAGAUUUUUAGAUACAUCAGGGCAUCGAUGUUCGUCGACAGUCAGGCCUUAGUUACCAACACAAGAGCAAGAGCAAAAGAUUUCUAUAAGGAAAAAAAUCCUCUGUAAAGGGACAAUUAUUUAAUUAUAAUAUAUUUGUUUUCUAUAGCUUUCCCCCUACAUUAAACUAAAACUAGCUGUAUGUAUGUAUGUAUGAACCAGACCGGGACUUAGUGAAUAUGAAAGAGAGAGUCCUCUCCAGUCUCAGUCACAUAAUCAUCGAACCACCAUGACUCACAUGCAUUAUAUGUUCCCUUCAAAUCUUCAAAGGCAACAAAUAUCAUAUUUGCAAUCGUUUCAGGCAGUUCCGAUCUAUGUGCCAUGAUUUCCGCAAAUUGUUGUUCCAUCUCAAAGCAAUAAACAUGUAUUUGUACCUCACAAGCAACUGGGGCCGAAAACCAUCACUUUUAAAAUCUGAAUGCCGUCGUUUAGUCGCAAUGAGUUCAGCGCCGCUACUUAAAUCAGUCCACAGCACAUCUGGGUCACUUUGAAUGAAAAACUAAAUGUACGUAUGUUUACAGUUGUUUGAUUGGACACACUGGCAAAUAUGUUCAAAGAUUUCCAACUGAAAUAAAAUGGCAUGUUUUCCUUUCAUCUACGAGGUAUAACAGCGUACAUACGUGCUGUGUAAAUCACUUUAGUGUUCUUGUGCUGUGCUUUGAGAAGAAAAAAAAUACAAAAGUGAGAAAUUUAUGUUAAAUAUAUAUUUUGUUUUCAUGAUGGUGAACCCCUAGUUUUACAUAGAUGGAAACAUUCAUUCAUUCAUUCGUACAUUCAUUCAUUCAUUCAUUCAUACAUACAUUCAUUCAUUCAUUCAAUCCACCAGCUAUACAAGAGUCACAGCAUUUAAACAGCCCACAUUGGCUCUCCUGCUACAGUCUCCUUCUUAUCUAACUUACUAACACAAACACACGUCUCGUCCUGAACCUUAGCUUGUUGAACAAGCGACCAAACAAACUGCUGACGUCAGCAGUUGCCUCAGCCGCUCGGCUGCAGCACAUUAAACGUCAUGUAAACACUCCCAGAGAUGCUGCUGUGUUCCUUAUUAUGUGAUACUGCCGACAACACACUGUGUGCCAUAUGACAUACAGGCAGCAAACAGAGGUCAGUCUGCUGGCAGCGGUCAGUCAAACACAGACAUGCCUCUAGAUGCUGAAAUGAAAAGGAGCAUUUCUGAUUUUUUUUCUCCUCUUUUUUUAGUCAUAAUCAACAACUAACAAUACAUUUUAACGAAAGUAAAGUACCAGUGUGAAGUAUUUAGUGACAUCAUGUGGUGAGGUUGUAGUUUGCGACCAACUGAAUACACCUCACCUCACAACUAAUGAUGUAAUAAUUAACUGGUUAAUCACUAAUUACAUCGUUUUCUUCCAAAUCUCAUCAUUUUAGGCCUCUUGUGAUAGUUUAAAGCUGCUGUAAGUUAUAUAUUUCUAUUAGAAUAAAUGUUAAAUAGCUCAAUCCUCCAACAGUAGUCACUGUUACUGUGUGUUGGGUUCGUAAACCAUUUCUCUCCUCCCCCUGCUCAUGUAGUAAAAGGAAAAAAGACAUAUUCUGGUAUUCCUGCCCACUUUAUCCAAUCAGGCAGAGAGACAGCUCCUGGUAACAGAUAUACAAUCAAAAAGGCCAAGCAAUGAAAAAGGCUUGAAGCUGUAGAAAUGUGGGGAUUCAAGAGGAAGGAGGGGAGAGGAAGUUAGCUAAAAUAACAGCACCUACAGCAGCUUUAACAUUUUCCAUCUGGCAAUGCUAGUUCUGGGUUACUGUACAAACAUGUUGGACUGAACAUGGACUGAGGAAGCACUUCUGUAGAUAGACAAGGCUCAUUCUGAGGUCAAGAAAACAAUGAUUUUUAGUUUCAGGUGAUUACACACCAAUGAAAACCUAAUUAUAAGUAUUAUAUUCCAUUUGUGCCAAUAGAUUCCCCCCAAUCUUAGACACUGGGCCUCUAACAACAAUGAUAUUGUGUAUUUUUACAGUAAUAUACGUAUAACAAGACUUUCACCAGCUGAUUGUGUGGUUGUAAAUCUGUAGUUAAGAAGCAGGGUACAUGUCUGCAGAUGCAUUUACAUAUUUCCAUUUAACAAGAGAAGAACCCGUCUCCAAUGAGCAAACUUCACCCUCAUAGCUGACACUUGAAUGCUUUCUUGGGAUCUAAACCCUUGUUCAUAAAACAACUCCUUGCAUGGCACUGAAUGUUCAGCGACUUCUUUUCCAAGCCCUGGGUCUUUAAUUGCACUUCAUGAUGUACGGGAACUAAUUUAAACCAGACAUUAAAUACUGGGCACAAAUUGUAAUCAAUGGCAUUUCCGUUUUUAGCUCUAGUUUUGUAUGAAACAAAGACAUAAAAACCAUCACUACAC
Molecule: messenger RNA, 3465 nt
Organism: Acanthopagrus latus (yellowfin seabream)
Lineage: Eukaryota; Metazoa; Chordata; Actinopteri; Spariformes; Sparidae
Product: protein phosphatase 1 regulatory subunit 1A-like
Exons: 9
Coding region: 360-998 (212 amino acids)
Biological process (GO): intracellular signal transduction
Cellular component (GO): cytoplasm
Molecular function (GO): protein phosphatase inhibitor activity
Source: RefSeq, a predicted model, not a curated record